AAAAACACAACGACAAGAACAAGCUGGUUUUCUGGGGCUUUUUCUCAAACCAGCAUAACAAUUUUUCUCAAACACUACUGCUAACAUCCCAGACACUUAUCCACAAAUUUCAAAAAGCUAACACAUACAGUAGAGACCAAAAGUUGGGCACAACCUUCUCAUUCAAUGGGUUUCCUUUAUUUUCAUGACUAUUUAUAAGGUAAGAAAGCCCACUUAUUAACCUGACAGGGCACACCUGUGAAAUGAAAACCAUUUAAGGCGACGACCUCUUGAAGCUCAUCAAGAGAAUGCAGAGUGUGUGCAAAGCAGUAAUCACAGCAAAAGUAGGUGGCAGCACUACUGCAAUGCUGGCUGCCAGCCGCCAUAACAACAGAAGAAGAAGAAGCAAACGAGAAACAUAAACAAGAAACAGAGGAAAUCAUGCCACAUUCUACGAAGAAGGUUCGCCAGUCUGAAGCUAUUAUGAAGUCAGAUUACUACCAAAGACUGAACAGUGUUGCCAGGCGACGCUAUGAUGAUAAAAUCUCCGCUGUGGGUGAAGAUCCGUAUCUAAUCCCCCCAACGCAGCAAAAACCCGCCAGAGAGUGUCGCAUCGAGGAGCUGCCAGGCCUGUGUUACCCUGAUAUAUUCAUGUUUCUCAUCGAGGUACCAGGGUACAGCGCAGGCGCACUGAAGGCAUACAAGAGCCUGGACGCUUACCGGUUCUUCCUCCGUGGCUGGGUCAGAUCUCUGAUGCUGUGCACCAGGAAAGACAAGUUCAUCAUAACCAGCAAGGUGAUCCAGUUUGAAGGCCUUACUGAGAAUCCUCAUCCUGUGUGGACCAUCAUCGAGCCCAGUGGCCUCGUCGUUUCUGGUCAUUGCACAUGUAUGGCGAGUUCAGAUGUGGUCUGUUCGCAUGUUGCCGCCACGUUGUUUGCACUUGAUGCAUGUGUGCGCAUCCAGCAGGAGAAGUCAUCCCCCGCCCUCCAAAACGCUCCGCGUCGCCGGCGGAGUGUGGAACCUGCGCGUGACGUCAACUUUUCAUACCCAAAUAAGAGGAGAAAGACCAUCGAUGAGAAUUCAAGACAGUCUACACCUUCAGUUCCACCUGCCACAGCGGAGGAAAUAAAGCAGUUCUAUGACAGCCUCGCCAGUUCAGGUGCUAAGAGUGUAGUUUUGUCUGUCCUGCCAGGCUACUGCGAGGAGUUCAACAGUUCCAACUGACAUGACCUUUUAUUAUUUUUUUAUAUGGAUGUAUAAAUGUAUAUAAGAACCCCAAACCACAAUAAUUGUAUAAAAUGUAACACGAGGCUCCUUUUCUAUAUACAUUACCAUUAUGUAGAUUCAGUUCAGUUUAAAAAAUAUUUUGUCCCAAAAACACAUUAGAAGUUGUAACUCCUCCAACUGUCUUCAACGAGUCAUAGUGGAUGGUGGUGCUGAUGGCAGGAAGGAUUUCCUGCAGCAGUCAGUCUCGCAGCAAUAGCUUCAACAAGUAAGAGGCCUCUGACUGAAGAUAGCUGAACAAUGGUCUUGUGCUUCAUUGCAGUGGUCUGAGGUUUGAUUAUUAACCUGGAGAGCUUUGACACAUGUCAAAACAAUUUUCAUUUGAACUAGCACUAUAUACAUCUCAUUAUUUAGUAGCCGUUUUAUCAGUUAGCGGAUAAUCCUAGAUGUAAUGAUUACCUUUUCUUUAGAUUUUAUUUGAAUUGCUUUCCAGCAGGUGCUCUACAUUUUGGUCCUUGGGGAUGUUUCCUUUCUAAUGGGAUCCUGCAGCACUGAGAAGGUCAUGCAGUCAUUCAAAUGUUUUAUUUCUCUUGUUUUAUUCACACUUCAGUUACUUUAGGUGAACAAACAAUGAAUGGGAAUGAGCAACGUCCUGGUUGAAAAGAUGCUCUCUCAAACUGAUGGUUCAGUCUUGCCUUUGCAUGUGAACACACUGUAAGAGCUACAAAAUAUACAAAUAAAAUACCACAAAUAACUCAAA
Poeciliopsis prolifica (blackstripe livebearer) is the source of this 1963-nucleotide messenger RNA. RefSeq lists its product as uncharacterized. The coding region runs from base 421 to 1203 and encodes 260 amino acids. NCBI's taxonomy places the organism in Eukaryota, Metazoa, Chordata, Actinopteri, Cyprinodontiformes, Poeciliidae. The record is from RefSeq and is a predicted model, not a curated record. The transcript is spliced from 7 exons. Gene Ontology annotation, molecular function: zinc ion binding.